AUGUCCGUCACUGCUCCCUUUCCUCCACUCGCCCUCCAGGACCACCGCCGCCCUUCGUAUCCAGACGACAUGAGCUCCACCUCGUCGAGCUCGUCCGUCAGUGAGCAAGACCAAGCCCGCCACGUCGACGAGGACCCCUCGAAGCUGUCGUCGCGCCCGCGCCUGGGCAGCAGGAAGUCGAGCGGCACCAUCAUAAUACCGCGCGACAGCCCCCACGUCGAACUCAAGGAGGAGGAGUACGACGACGGCGACGCCAGGACCAUGAGCCCUCGGCGCAGCAGCGAGGAGAUUGAGAAGAUGGGCCAGGAGGCCCGCCAGGCCUUGAUAGAACAAGCCAAGGCUCUGCAAGCCAGCCUGAUGGAAAUCGUGGACCGUGUCGAGAUUGUCAAGUCGGAACACGAGAAGCUCGAGGGUGGCAACAAGUUCCUCCAAUC
Didymosphaeria variabile is the source of this 434-nucleotide messenger RNA. RefSeq lists its product as uncharacterized. The record is from RefSeq and is a predicted model, not a curated record. The transcript is spliced from 2 exons. Lineage: Eukaryota; Fungi; Ascomycota; Dothideomycetes; Pleosporales; Didymosphaeriaceae. The annotation marks the transcript as partial. Gene Ontology annotation, cellular component: trans-Golgi network.